CAAGGCUGGAGCCCGUCUAGGAGUCAGAGGCUGCGUCCCCCACAACUCUACGACCUGCAGAGAUGGGUCGGGGCUGCGGACCUGGGUUCAGCGCGCUCCUGCUCCUCGUGCUAGUGGGGCUGAUUUUGCCAGGCGAUGGCAAUGAGGGCAGCGUCGCUGGAAGUUGUUACUGUGAUCGUUUAAUUUCUACCCCCACAAUGGAACAGAAGCAACACUUAGGAAAACACCUGAAAGCCUACCAGAGCUGUCCGCCCUUUGUCAGGUUCAAUCUCCAUCGCCGGACUGUGUGUGGGGACAGGAGUGCACCCUGGGUUUUAGAGCUGAUGCGUUGCUUUGAUAAUGGAGAAUGUGGAAGUCCUCUCCACAAGAGUCAAGCUGGCCAGAAGCAUUCACCUCCCCUCAGCACUCAGGUUCCUGAGCCCACAAAGGGGGCAUCUUCUGACAUGGGCACCCCUGCCCAGACGUACCUGCCAUCCACUCUGCAGUCUACCCAGCGGCCCACCCUUCCAGCAGCACCACCGUCCUUGGACAGAGGUCACACCCACUUCAAUGAAAUCAUCACUUCCACUGUGGACCACAGUUUGGGGGCUGGGCCUGAGGCUAGAGAGAACCAGAAGCAGCUUCAAGCCAAUGUGGGUCCUUCAGCUGGGAGGUCAGCCGCAGCGCCGGUGGUGUCCCUCCUAGCCAUCACCUUCGUUCUCAGUGGAGUCCUCGUAUACAUGCUGUGCAAGAAGAGGAGGGAACAGGCAGGGCCGUACUGUCCAGAUUUGCAGAUCCAUUACGCAACAGUGUCAGAAGACUCCAUCGCCUGAACCAGACUCCUGCAAGAAUGAAAGCUCUGUGAUGGCAGACUGCUUUAUUCAGUGUACUAUUUGGUGUACUUCAACCAUCUGGCACAUAGUAGACACCCUACGUAUAUCUGUUUAAUGAAUAAAUAAGCAGCUGCUGCCCUCUCUUAGUCACUCCCCCCUCCCUUUGUUAAGUUCUAUAUGUAAUGUAAAAUCCCCUUUUUACACUGUAAUGAUAUCC
Molecule: messenger RNA, 1029 nt
Organism: Trichechus manatus latirostris (Florida manatee)
Lineage: Eukaryota; Metazoa; Chordata; Mammalia; Sirenia; Trichechidae
Gene: CXCL16
Product: C-X-C motif chemokine ligand 16
Exons: 5
Coding region: 63-812 (249 amino acids)
Biological process (GO): positive regulation of cell growth; response to type II interferon; positive regulation of cell migration
Molecular function (GO): chemokine activity; low-density lipoprotein particle receptor activity; scavenger receptor activity
Source: RefSeq, a predicted model, not a curated record